AUGGUCGAGGACGAGUUCUACGCCGUCGCGCAAACAUUUACUCAACAUCUACAUCACGCCGAGUACCUGCGACGGCGAAAGCAGGUGAAAGCCGAACACGCAGCCGGGAUAAGAGAAAUUGAGAGGCCUACAGACGGGCGUACCCCACUGCCAAAUGAGGUUGAGCGAAAAAGAGAAGCUGAAGCGCUGAGGGAGCGACAAAAAGCUGGACUCGCACAUAUAGGGGAUGGAGGAGUCGAGGAGAAAGAUGAAGAAGAUGAUGAUGAUGAUGAUGAGAGAUGGGCUGGAACACAUCUUCACGACCUUAUGACGAGUCCACGAAAAACACGGUCUUUAGCGGGAGCUCACGCGCCAAAGUCCUCUACUAGAGCUGCUGCGGGCUUUGGACAAGCACCGACUUUGGGUACUGGACGAGCCCGGGUGAACAGUAUCGGAAGUGUCACUGCACCGUCAAGGGUAUCAGAAGUUAUAAGCAUUGAACUGGAUGAAGAGACGGCCUCGGGCUCGGAUGACGAUGACGAUGACGAUCUUGACCUAGAACCCCGGCCAGUUCUACCACCGCCCAAGGGAACAAAUUCCACUUUACGAAAAGCUCAGGCUCACGAUCAGACAACACUACGAGCCCGGCAACAAUUUGAAAUACCAAGCAUGUCUACGUCAAAACCGAAAGCGAAGCCGACACAUGGGCGACCCAGUCCAGCGAACGCGUAUAAAUCACGGGUUCAAUCGCUUUUCGAUGACCUCGAUGAACUACCAGAGUCAUCUCGGAUAAAUAACUCUAUCUCUAACAAGUCCAAGGAACCUCCUGCAAGACAAUCGCCUGUAACGGGCGGAGGGAACAAUUUAGAUGCAAAAAGAUCCCGGCACACCGAAGUGCCCACCUUCUUGGUGUGA
This is a messenger RNA of Penicillium psychrosexuale, 894 nucleotides long. RefSeq lists its product as uncharacterized. The record is from RefSeq and is a predicted model, not a curated record. The transcript has a single exon. Bases 1 to 894 code for a protein of 297 amino acids. Lineage: Eukaryota; Fungi; Ascomycota; Eurotiomycetes; Eurotiales; Aspergillaceae.